Penicillium vulpinum is the source of this 696-nucleotide messenger RNA. RefSeq names its product Zn(II)2Cys6 transcription factor domain-containing protein. Bases 1 to 696 code for a protein of 231 amino acids. Lineage: Eukaryota; Fungi; Ascomycota; Eurotiomycetes; Eurotiales; Aspergillaceae. Gene Ontology annotation, molecular function: zinc ion binding; DNA-binding transcription factor activity, RNA polymerase II-specific. Gene Ontology annotation, biological process: regulation of DNA-templated transcription. The record is from RefSeq and is a predicted model, not a curated record. The transcript has a single exon.
AUGGUAAAUACUGGUAAACCUAGCAAAGGUUGUGAAAACUGUCGCUCGCGCAAGAUCAGAUGCGACCAGACCCGGCCAGCCUAUUGGGAAGGCACUCAAAGCAACCGAGAAUGUCUUGGGUAUCGCGAUGAGACAGAAUCCGUCGCCGCGCAGAAGGCACAUUCUUUUCAGUCUUCUUCGGCGCCAUCUACCCUAUCGUCGUCUUCUAGACGUCGAAUGCCAUCCCGAUCCUCCGGGACCACAAAAUCAUACGCGGGCCUGGAAGACCCAGAUUUCAAUUUCGGUUCUGAUCGUGAUCACAACUUACAGAUGCUCCAAGCUAGGCAAAGCCCUGUGCAAACACAUCCUAACACCACAGUUUCGAAGCAGGAGGCUAUUUGCUUCUUUCUCCAAUCGCACGCUAUUCCCAGCAAAUUUGUGAUAUCGGAAAUUUUGAUAAAUUUUCUUAUGGAUUCCAGUGGGUCACCAGGUCAACGGGCUAUACAAUCCAGCAUUAUAGCAGUUGCCAGCGCCAUGCUCUCCCGUGUUCGAAAAAUGCCAUCACUGAGGCAAGCCGCUCUUCAGGAAUAUGGAUCUACACUCAACCUAGUCAAUCAGGCACUUGCUAAUGUUGAAGAGGCUAAGACAGAUCAGACUCUUGGAGCGGUUGUUCUUCUGGCCUUGUAUGAAGUGAGUAUUCCCCUCCAACCUGAAUAA